AAACCCUCCAUGGCGAUACGCUGGGGAAUCUGCUCUGCUGGGAUGAUCAGCCACGACUUCCUCGUGGCCUUGUCCACGUUGCCGCCUGAGGAUCACCAGGUAGUAGCCAUUGGUUCCCGGGAUCUCACACGCUCCCAAGAAUAUGCCAAGAAGCACGGUAUCCUCAGGGCCUAUGGAUCUUAUGAGGAAUUGGCACAGGACCCUGAAGUAGAUAUCGUGUACGUGGGGUCAGUCCACCCACAACACCACCGGCUCACCAUCCUCUUCCUCCAGGCUCAGAAGAACGUCUUGUGCGAAAAGCCCCUAGCUAUGAAUGCUGCCGAAGUCCGGGACAUGAUACGCGUCGCCCGGCAACACAAUGUCUUCCUCAUGGAGGGCUUCUGGACAAGAUUCUUUCCCGUAUCAGAGCAGAUCCGCGCUGUGCUGGCCCAGAAGGCUCUCGGGGACGUGAAGAUAGUCCAAGCUCAACUCGGCUUUCCAUUGAAAGACAUCCAGAGACUGGUUGAUAAAAAACUGGGAGGGGGUGUCAUUUUGGACCUGGGAUGCUACUGCGUCCAGUUUGCUUCCAUGGUCUUCGGGGCUGAAAGGCCACAAUCCAUUGUUGCGUCAGGACUGCUUCACGGCACAGGAGUGGAUGAAACGACCGCCAUCAUCCUCAACUACUCAGGGAACCGGCAGGCCAUCCUUAAUGUCACCAUGAUGCUCAAACUGCCAGGAGGGGCAGUAAUCGGGGGAACUGAAGGAGUUAUCGAGAUCCCCUCACACAUGAACGCUCCCACGAUCAUGUUCCUGAAAGGCCAGCGCUGCGAGUGGCCCCUGCCCCCCUCCCCGGAACCCCUUUUCUUUGAAAAUGACAUGGGGUUGAGAUACGAAGCCGAACACGUCCGGCAGUGCCUCCUGAAGGGUUUGAAGGAAAGCCCCGUCAUGCCCUUAUGCGAGAGUGAACUCAUAGCCACCAUUCUGGAUGAGGUACGGAGGCAGAUCGGGGUGUUCUUCGAGGGAGACGGCUCUAUCAAAGGCCAGAGUCGAAACACCAAAUAA
Messenger RNA from Euleptes europaea (tarantolino), 1041 nucleotides. Its product is annotated as trans-1,2-dihydrobenzene-1,2-diol dehydrogenase-like. The transcript is spliced from 7 exons. The record is from RefSeq and is a predicted model, not a curated record. The coding region runs from base 10 to 1041 and encodes 343 amino acids. Gene Ontology annotation, molecular function: nucleotide binding; D-xylose 1-dehydrogenase (NADP+) activity. Gene Ontology annotation, biological process: D-xylose catabolic process. Lineage: Eukaryota; Metazoa; Chordata; Lepidosauria; Squamata; Sphaerodactylidae.